CGCAUGACAUUUUUACCAUCUUAUUGUUGUUAUUUCAGGUACUCGAACGAAGACGUAUUAACGAUUUGCUGUAAUGUUGUGUCGACUGCUUCGACUUUAACAUGUUAUGUUGUUUUUCUGGUAUCCAAGGACAAUUAGUGCCAUCUAUGUACUCUGACAUUGCUCUAGUGUUACGUGCUAAUCCAAUAAAAAUAUGCCAGUGUACUAUACCGGUUUAAAUGCCAGUCCGCUCUUUUCCAAUCAGGAUGGAAUUAUCACAUCAAUAACACAUUUGACUCAGAUUCCAUUUGCUAGGGUUACAGAUAUUGAGAUUAGUUGGAAUUAUUUUCUUCUUUGGCAGGAUACGAAAUUAUACAUUACUGGAAAAAUCAGUGAUAAGGACGAUAAAAAUAAACCUCGUUUAAUUCAAAUUCCAGAGGAAUCGUCAGGAAGUUGUAAAAUAGCUAUUCCUGGUCGGGAAAGUGUAGUUAUAUUAUCAACACAUAAUGAAAUCUGGAAAUAUAAGGUAUAUGAUGAUACAUGGCAAAAAGUAACACCUUUUCUUUCUAGUCAUGACAAUACACUAACUGAAUAUCCCAUCAAAUUAUCACAAGCAGGAUGUACGGUAGUUCUAACUAAUUUAGGACGUGUAUUUAACGCUCCACUUUUGGUUCAAAUGCCAAAAAGAGUCAAGUUCGUUGAUCUUGUCUGCGGUUACGACCAUACUAUUUUAUUGGCAGAGAAUGGUGACGUUUAUUCAAUGGGAAUGGGAAUACGUGGUCAGUUAGGACACAAUGAAUUGGAAAAUUGUGAUGACCCGAAACUCAUCGAAGCUUUAGCAGGUUUGAAAAUAGUACAAAUAUCAGCGGGUGGUUGGCAUUCCGCUGCAGUCACCGAUCAAGGUGAUUUGUAUACUUGGGGGUGGAAUUCAAAUGGAGAGCUAGGAAUUGAAAGCAAAGAUAAAAAGGUUUACGCUGUUCCAACUUUAGUGGAUUUUAAAAAUGACAGAGGUGAAACUAUAGAAAUCAAUGUUAAAAAAGUUGAAUGCGGAAAUUCCUUUACUAUAUGCUUAACAGACGACGGUUCUUUUUGGGGCUGUGGCACUAACAAAUACGGCCAAUUGGGGAAACUUCAGCAGAACUUUGAGAGUACAUAUAAAUUUAUUGAAUUAAAUAUCCAACCAUUAGAUUUUAAAACAGUGAAAAAGUUUAAAUGUCACGAAUGGGGCACAGCAAUAAUUACAGAAUGAGUAGCAUUUUAUAUGUAAUUAUAUAUUC
Messenger RNA from Camponotus floridanus (Florida carpenter ant), 1256 nucleotides. RefSeq names its product RCC1 domain-containing protein 1. Bases 194 to 1228 code for a protein of 344 amino acids. NCBI's taxonomy places the organism in Eukaryota, Metazoa, Arthropoda, Insecta, Hymenoptera, Formicidae. The transcript is spliced from 7 exons. The record is from RefSeq and is a predicted model, not a curated record.